Messenger RNA from Punctularia strigosozonata HHB-11173 SS5, 1263 nucleotides. RefSeq lists its product as uncharacterized. The record is from RefSeq and is a predicted model, not a curated record. Lineage: Eukaryota; Fungi; Basidiomycota; Agaricomycetes; Corticiales; Punctulariaceae. The transcript is spliced from 7 exons. Bases 38 to 1114 code for a protein of 358 amino acids.
GUCUCUAUUCCGCGCCGAACAACAGACUCUGCCAGCCAUGACCUUAUUACUACCCCACACACUCGUUUUAUUCGCCCUCACUUGGCUGUCUGCUCACGUCGAUGCUGGCAGCGUUGCCAAGGACGGGGCCUGCAGCCAGUCUGACAACCGACUCCAGGCGGGCACCUACCAAUUUUUCACCGACUGCGACUCGGAGACGUAUUGCGCGAGCAACGGGACCUGCGUGUUGAAAGGAUGUAGGAAGGACGAAUUCCCGUUCGGAUACCCCGAGGAUUCGAACGUGAUCCCGCCGAGGUGCAGCAAGGGGCAGUUCUGCCCGGACGAAGAGGACCAGUGCCUAGAUUUGCUUCCCGUUGGAAGCCCCUGUCAGUUUCAACGAGACGACGAGUGCGAAGGACCGCCCAACUUUCUGGAACUACGCGACACCAGCAACAAGGGUCUCAAUGUCAAUGGCUCGGUAUGCCUUAAUUACCAGUGCAUGUGGGCGAACAAGACCCUUGGUGAUGAUUGUAUCGUCGAAAACACCGCGUACAUCGGUUAUGCUUCGGAUGGCAGCGAGUUCAUUGAUAUCGUUUCUCGAGGCAAUUGCAAGAUCGGACUUUACUGCGACGCCACUAACUUGAAGUGCUCGGCGCAAAAAGCGGAAGGCGAAGACUGUGACGCGGAUAAGGAGUGCAUCUCCUUCAACUGCAUGUCUUCGGGCAAGUGCGGAAAGGAUGCGAGCGCUCCAUCAAAAGUGGCCAUCUGGGUUUACAUUAUCGUAGCCAUCGGCAUAUUUGGAGGCAUGUUUGGAACACUCCUUGCGCUGUUCAUAGUACAUCGCCGGCAACGUGACGUUGAGCGCGAAAAGCGCAUGCAAUACUGGCGCGAGCAGAACGCCUUCCGUCAGAACAUCCUGCAAAUGCGUGAGACCGCUCGCAACUCGGUGCUCACCUUGGGCAAUGCCAGUGCGCGCAGUACAGUCUAUAGCCGUGAUGGUGCGGCAUCGGAAGAUUCUCACAUGCCCAUGCUAGGCAAUAUGAAGUCGAGUGGGCUGCGGAACGAGUAUUCUGACGAUGGACAGUAUUCGGACGAGGGUGGCCUCGUCAUGGACCAUCACCACAACAAAUUCUGAUACCCAGGCUGUCGACGGGGUUAGGUCGGCAUUUGUACUCGGACGCUCUUUAGUGGCGAUGUAUACACUUUCGGAUUCAUCUGCGUUGGCGGUGUCGUUGUCCGACCGAACGUAGAUGAUGUCACUUUACUUUACAUUACUGCGAUCGG